UGCUAGCGUUUUUUCCGUGUAGACCAUCGUGGCCGUAGCUUAGCUAUUGUUCAGUGGUAAAGAUGAAGGCUGUUCUUGCAGUUGUGUUCUGCCUGUCCGUGGCAAACAGCGCUGUGCUGAAGUUUCGCGAAUAUGAGGAGCAGUGGCAGGCAUGGAAGAGCUUUCACGACAAGAGUUACCAAACAGAUACCGAGGAACAAGCUCGUUAUGCGAUCUGGAGAGACAACUUAAGGAAAGUUCAACAACACAACUCCGAGGGACACUCUUACACCCUGGCCAUGAACCAGUUCGGUGAUCUGACAGUCGAUGAAUUCCGAUUUUACUACCUGGGACUUCGCUCUCACUACUCCAAUGAGACUAAACGUCAAGGAUCGGCCUAUCUCCCUCCCAGUGGAGUAAGCCUCCCCCCCACAGUGGACUGGAGAACUAAGGGAUACGUUACCCCAGUAAAGAAUCAAGGUCAGUGUGGUUCUUGCUGGGCGUUCAGUACAACAGGAUCACUUGAAGGACAACACUUCAAGAAAACAGGAAACCUUGUCUCACUUAGCGAACAGAAUCUGGUUGACUGCUCAACUAGCUAUGGAAAUCACGGUUGUGAGGGUGGACUUAUGGAUAACGCCUUCCGGUAUAUCAAAGCUAAUGGUGGUAUCGAUACCGAAGCAAGCUAUCCCUACACAGCCCGCGAUGGACGCUGCAAGUUCAAAGCAGCUGAUGUUGGUGCUACUGAUACUGGUUACAUGGAUGUCAAGCGAGGAAGCGAAGCUGAUCUUCAAUCCGCUGUGGCCACAGUCGGCCCAAUCUCUGUAGCUAUAGAUGCUAGCCACGGUUCAUUCCAGUUAUACCACCAAGGAGUCUAUGACGAGCCUGCCUGCAGUUCUACAUUGUUGGAUCAUGGUGUGCUAGCUGUUGGUUAUGGAACAUACCAAGGACAGGACUACUGGCUGGUGAAGAACUCCUGGGGAAAGGGCUGGGGCAUGGAAGGUUACAUUAUGAUGUCGAGGAACAAGAACAACCAGUGUGGAAUCGCUACCAGUGCUAGUUACCCACUUGUUUAAUUCACGUGCCUGUAUAGUGGACCACAAUCUACUCGGCUUUUUUACUUCAAAACGUACCCCUUUGAAUUCAACAUAGUGUAACACGCACAAAAAAUAGGAGCAAAAUUAUUAUGAAUUUGUAGGAUAGGUAGUCCAAUCUCGCUUUGCGAUUGUAGAAACUGAACGCAAA
Messenger RNA from Pocillopora damicornis (cauliflower coral), 1224 nucleotides. Its product is annotated as procathepsin L. Gene Ontology annotation, molecular function: cysteine-type peptidase activity. Gene Ontology annotation, biological process: proteolysis. NCBI's taxonomy places the organism in Eukaryota, Metazoa, Cnidaria, Anthozoa, Scleractinia, Pocilloporidae. The record is from RefSeq and is a predicted model, not a curated record.